UUUUCCUAAAAUGGAGGCGAAGUGACCCGUAGAGUUUCCGGUUAACCCGGAAGUGACUCUGGUUGUCUCCUUUUCUUUCCAACAUGGCGGUCAAUCUUACUGAAUUGUCUCUCCCGCAGCUGGAAGGAUUAAAGUCUCAGCUUGAUCAGGAGACGGAGUUUCUGUCGUCGUCUAUAGCUCAGUUAAAAGUGGUCCAGACUAAAUACGUGGAAGCGAAGGACAGCCUGAACGUCCUCAAAAAGAGUAAUGAAGGAAAGGAGUUACUCGUCCCUCUGACCAGCUCGAUGUACGUCCCCGGAACCCUGAAUGACGUGGAGCACGUGCUGAUCAACGUGGGAACGGGUUACUUCGUGGAGAAGAACGUGGAGGACGGUAAAGAUUUCUUUAAGCGUAAAAUCGACUUCCUGACGAAACAGAUUGAGAAAAUUCAGCCGACUCUACAGGAGAAAUACGCCAUGAAGCAAGCCGUGGUGGAGGUCAUGAACAUGAAGCUCCAGCAGCUGCACAGCCAGCAAUCAUCACAAUCAGGAACCACCAAGGCUUAGAACAUCCACACACACACACACCACACACACACACACACACACACACUCACACACACACACACUCAUACACACACACACUCAUACACACACUCUCUCUCUGGUCUGUGUGUAGUUAUAAGGUGUCUCUCUCUCUCUGCACUGAGCUGUAUAUAAUAAACGCUGGUUCAGGAAUCCUGUGUGUUUAUGAACAUCAUUACAGCCAAUAAACUCUUCUGUCACUUCA
Pangasianodon hypophthalmus (striped catfish) is the source of this 768-nucleotide messenger RNA. It is a transcript of the gene pfdn5, whose product is annotated as prefoldin 5. Lineage: Eukaryota; Metazoa; Chordata; Actinopteri; Siluriformes; Pangasiidae. The transcript is spliced from 6 exons. Gene Ontology annotation, cellular component: prefoldin complex; cytoplasm. Gene Ontology annotation, biological process: regulation of DNA-templated transcription; protein folding. Bases 84 to 545 code for a protein of 153 amino acids. The record is from RefSeq and is a predicted model, not a curated record.